CUUCUUCGCGUGAGAGAGAAACUGCAAGAAUAGACGUAGAAAGGAUAUUAUUAUUUUCAUUUUUUCACGAUGAUGAAGCUAUGAUAAAAGCUGUCAUGAUAUAAACAUAAUAUAUUUACAUAAUACAUUAACAUAAUAUAUUUACAUUAUGGAAGCAGUCUAUACUUUCUAUAUUUAUAGCAGAGUUUAGAGAGAGAUCCAAUAAUAUGGGAGAACGCACAAAGGAGGAGUUUAGUUUACAGAAAAACAGCUGAUCUAGAAUAAAGAGAUUCUAACUAUGGAAGCUUUAAAGCCAGUUUAAGUCAUUUUUUCAUUAUGUUGCAUUAUGUUUCUGUACCUACUUACCUGAGUGUCAACAUGUAAUCAACAUUUGUUGAUAUAAUCAAGUGUGAGAGUAAUAUAUUUAAAUACUAAUAAAAAAAUAAAAAAUAAAACUAAUUAGAAUUAUUUUAUUGAAACUUAUCGUUAUUCAGAAAUUUUCAACAUUGAUAUAAUUUGAAAAUUAUUAUUUAUAAGAAAGUAAUAAGAAGAUAUUAUUAAUAAGAAAAACUAAUUUUGCACAAAGAUGGCAAAUCCUUCAAUGAACACGGGACAGACGUACUAUUGGAAUCAGGAGCAUAUGAAGUAUUAUCCAAUGCCUCCAGUGUCAAAUUUUCCACCGCCUAAUUAUAAUCAACCACCGAAUUAUAACUUUUCAUACAAUGUACCUCCUCCUAAUGUAUCGAACGUUAAAUCAACAAACUCGAUGUAUCAGCCUAUGUAUCAUGAUGGAGCAACUAAUUUUCACAACAAUGUUCCUUACCAGAAUCAAACAGAUCCACAAUAUAAUAAUCAAUAUUAUGACAAAACAGAAUCUGCACAACAAUAUGUGAAUGAAAAUUAUGCAAAUUGGGAUAGAAACUCUAGAGACAUGUAUAAUAAUAGUGCUGGUAACUUAUGGCAUUCUAAUGACUCUACCACAAAUUGGACAUCAAAUCCAUCAUAUCAAAAUACAUCUACUUCUGGCUAUGAUACGAGUAAGACGUAUAACGAUAAUGAGAGACUAUGCUUGACGCAAAGGUAUGAACCAACGCAAAGAAUAAAAGAACCCGAAUGGAACUACGACAAUAGAGAAACCUUGCCUAAUCGUAGCAUUAGCAAACAUAGAUCUAGAAGUCCAGAAAGUAGGUCGGAGAAAGUAUAUAGAUCACGAUAUGAUGAUCACAGGGACAGAUAUCGUCAACACAGCAAGGGAAUGUCUAAUUUACGAGAGUCCACAUAUGACAGUGGAUAUUUUGAGAGAAGGUCUUCAUAUAAGAGGCACGAAAGUUAUACGUCUCGUUCAGAGGGAUCGUAUACAAGAAAUAGAAGUAGAAAGAGAUCAAAAUCACGGGAAUCUCGUUCGACCCGAGAUACAACGCCAAUCAAUGCUAAACGAACGAAAGGUCCCACUGAAAGAGAGUUACUUUUAGAAAAAUAUAGACGGAAUUAUUGUGCAACAAGUAAAGACAUUGAGCGAAAAUUGAACGAAUUAUCAGCAAUGGGAUCAGAAGGCAUUCUUGAAAGCGAGAAAAAAAUUUGGACUCGCACAGCACCAGCGGAUCUUUACUAUUUCAGAGACGAGAAUAAUCCAAAGAUAAUGAAAAGUACUGUUAAACUACAGGAAUUAUGUAUGACUUUUAAGAGAUUAUUAAUUGACAGAGCAACUGAAGCAAGAGCGUUGCAGCCACCCUAUGAACCACCUCCGCGAAAAACUAGAGCACGUCUUUGUCGUCAUAAAUCUGAAGCUUGCAGUAGCUCUUCAUCUGAUAGUGAUAGCUCUAUGGAUGAGGAUGAUAGAACAAUGGAAGAGUUAAUGGCAAAAAAACAGCAUCCACAGAGAUUGCAUCCUGAAAUGUGGUUUAAUGAUCCUGGAGAGAUGAAUGAUGGUCCAUUAUGCAGAUGUAGCGCGAAAUCACGGCGAUCAGGAAUAAGACAUGGAAUUUAUGCUGGAGAAGGUGCAAUAAAUAAGUGUGAUUUAAAUACAAAUAAUGCUGACAAAUUAUAUCACUAUAGAAUAACAAUCAGUCCACCGACUAAUUUCCUGACCAAGACACCGACGAUUAUCAAACACGAUGAACAUGAAUUUAUAUUCGAAGGAUUUUCUAUGCUGUCUCAUUUCCCGCUAGUCAAAUUACCCACUUGUAAAGUUAUACGAUUUAAUAUUGAAUAUACAAUCCUCUAUAUAGAAGAGAAAUUACCAGAAAAUUUCACGAUACAGGAACUUGAUUAUUUUCAGAUUUAUCUAUUCAAAGAAAUUUUGGAGCUCGUAGAUUUCGAUCUGCACGCGGCACAGGACAAAUCCGGCUGUGGACAAUUCCAUUUUAUGCCAAGAUUUGUACGUGAUUUGGCUGAUAACGGUCAAGAAAUCUUGUCGAUGAACGAAGUUCUAAAUUAUUUGAUAAAGAGCAGUACUCUUCUAAUAGAUCCAGACGAUCUACCUAGAUUGGUGGCAAUGCCGCAAUAUAAAUGGCAAGAUUUCGCGGACGAAGUAAAGGGAAUGGUUGUAACUUAUCCGGGGAAGAAACCAUGUAGUGUUCGUGUCGAUCAGCUGGAUAGAAAUCAAGUGGACCAGCCACCCGGCGUGAUUGCUUAUCCCGAGAUAGUACAUUUUGGUAUCCGCCCACCGCAACUUAGCUAUGCUGGAAAUGCAGAUUAUCAAAAAGCAUGGAGAGAUUAUGUGAAAUUUCGACAUCUACUUGCGAAUAUGUCGAAACCCUCCUUCGAGGAUAAAAGAAAGUUAGAAGCAAAAGAAAACAAACUGCAAGAGUUACGUACUCAGAGCAAGAUGAAGCGCGACGUGACAGUCGAUGUCAGCUCCGAGGGAUUUUACAGAACCGGCAUUAUGUGUGAUAUUGUGCAGCAUGCAAUGCUGAUACCAGUACUUGUCUGUCAUCUGCGGUUUCAUAAGUCCUUGGAUAAUCUGGAACGUACGUUGGGUUAUGAGUUUAAAAACAGAUAUUUGCUCCAACUGGCUCUUACACAUCCCAGCUAUCGCGAGAACUUUGGCACGAAUCCGGAUCAUGCACGAAAUUCUCUGACAAAUUGCGGUAUAAGGCAACCCGAGUAUGGCGAUCGCAGAAUCCACUAUAUGAAUACGCGAAAACGCGGCAUCAAUACCUUGAUAAACAUAAUGUCCAGAUUCGGUGCGAAAACGGAAACGGAAUCAUCCAUAGCGCAUAACGAACGGCUGGAAUUUCUGGGCGACGCAGUCGUCGAGUUUCUCACAUCCAUCCAUCUCUUUCAUAUGUUUCCCGAUCUGGAAGAAGGCGGUUUAGCUACUUACAGGGCGGCGAUUGUGCAAAAUCAGCAUCUCGCCGUAUUGGCGAAGAAAUUGAGUCUUGAAGAGUACAUGCUCUACGCACACGGUAGCGAUCUCUGUCAUGAUCUAGAGCUGAGGCAUGCAAUGGCAAAUUGUUUCGAAGCGUUGAUGGGUUCGCUCUUUCUUGACGGAGGGAUAGAAGUGGCCGAUCGAGUUUUCGGAGAGACGCUCUUCAAAGGUGAGGAAAAUCUUGGCAAAGUUUGGGUUAACUAUCCGCGGCAUCCUCUUCAGGAACAGGAACCGACAGGAGAUAGACAAUGGAUUCCCAGUUUCGAAUUGCUACAGAAACUGACAAAGUUCGAAGAAUCAAUAGGAAUAGAAUUCACUCACAUCCGUCUCCUUGCUAGAGCGUUCACAGAUCGUAGUAUAGGAUAUACCAAUUUGACAUUGGGAUCUAAUCAACGAUUAGAAUUCCUUGGGGACACGGUGCUGCAACUUAUCGUUUCUGAAUACUUGUACAAAUUCUUUCCGGAACAUCACGAGGGACAUUUAUCGUUAUUGCGAAGCUCACUCGUAAAUAAUAAAACACAAGCAGUCGUUUGUGACGAUCUUGGUAUGACUCAAUACGCCCUUUAUGGGAAUCCGAAAGCCGAAUUAAAAACUAAAGACAGAGCAGAUUUAUUAGAGGCUUUCCUCGGGGCGCUUUAUGUUGAUAAAGGUUUAAAAUAUUGUCACGUCUUUUGUGAUGUAUGCUUCUUCCCACGUUUACAAGACUUUAUCAUGAAUCAAGACUGGAAUGAUCCAAAGAGCAAGCUGCAACAAUGCUGCUUAACUUUGAGAACUAUGGACGGUGGGGAGCCAGACAUUCCUGUAUACAAAGUCAUCGAAUGUAAAGGACCAACUAAUACAAGGGUUUAUACAGUCGCUGUGUAUUUCCAAGGGAAGCGGCUAGCUAAGGCUUCAGGACAUAGUAUCCAAGAAGCAGAAAUGAAUUCUGCUAAAGAAGCUCUAGAAAAAUCUCAAGAUUUAUUCCCACAACUAGACCAUCAAAAACGUGUAAUAGCAAAAAGCAUGAAAAUGCAGCAAUGGCCAAAUAAACAGAAACCAAGAGGAAAAUCGUUAAGGUCCAGUGAGAGAUCUGACGAUUCUGACUCGAGUCAAAAUCGGAGGAGAAGUCAUAGUAGAGAAAGCAAUACUUCAAAGAAAAGAGAAAUCUAAUUGUUCUUUACUUUAUAUAGUUCUUAUAAAAAUAAAUCAUGACUUUUAUUUCCACAGAUAGAAAUGCAAACAAAA
Messenger RNA from Cataglyphis hispanica, 4573 nucleotides. It is a transcript of the gene drosha, whose product is annotated as ribonuclease 3. The record is from RefSeq and is a predicted model, not a curated record. The transcript is spliced from 10 exons. NCBI's taxonomy places the organism in Eukaryota, Metazoa, Arthropoda, Insecta, Hymenoptera, Formicidae. The coding region runs from base 566 to 4498 and encodes 1310 amino acids. Gene Ontology annotation, molecular function: ribonuclease III activity; double-stranded RNA binding. Gene Ontology annotation, biological process: pre-miRNA processing; regulation of gene expression; primary miRNA processing. Gene Ontology annotation, cellular component: nucleus.